UCUCACACUGCGAGUGAACAUAUGCAGUUUUAGGUCUAUACAUGAUGAAAAAUUUCAAUCUUUCUACUGUGUUGCCCAACCACUGGAAUUUACGUUUUGGGUGCGUACACUUUUGCAAGUUUUGAUUUUAUUAUCCUUCAUUUCAUGCUAUUCUAGAAAUGACACACUUCUUACGAUUUUGAGACUCUCUUCUUCCAUAUAAUGGCGCAUGAAAGAAUAUGGAAAAGGAAAACUAAUGACCAGCUUGCAUAACUUGAUGAAAUGUAUCUACCUAUUUGUAUUUACGUUGCCUAUUGUUAGCAUAUUUUCCCAAACCUACCUCAAACCUAAAUGUCUUAACCAGUUAUUCUCCGACAGUCUGCAUUUCUAAAAGAAGACGGGCACAAUUUUACAGAAACGUUAAAAACCUACGACAACAAUGGAGUCAAAACGGGUUAAAAAACGACUAGAAUAUUUAGACAAAUCAUUAGAGAGACUUGUAAUUUUCUUCUUGGCUCUACUGAUCCUGCUAAUUUUCCCCAUAAACUUGGUUCAGUUUGCAGUAGUUGCGUGCUAUCGGAAGUUUGUGAUUACACUUGCAAGAAUUUUUAAGCGAAAAACACUAGCGAAACCAUUAAGUAUUCAGUCAUCAAUGGCAGCAAAUAUGGAUGCCAUGUACAAAAGUUCUACAUUUAGCAUUAUUGCGCCCGUAAUUUUGCAAGGGGUUCCUGAUAUUGAGCACAUUAGGCAAGUCAUAAAAGUGAAGUUGUUGGAGAAAAUUGACCCCAAAACGGGAAAGUGGUUCUACCCCGAACUGCUACAAAAUAUAAGCUAUUGGUGGGGAUAUGCCUUUUGGACGAAAUUAGACAAAAUUACGCCCACGCGGUUUAUCCAAGAGUGCGUACAUUUCUAUAAAAAUGAUGAUAAAAUGCAAUGCGACUUUCAGCAACUGGAAGACAUAACACGAGAGCUGUGCUUCAAGCCGUAUUCAAAAGAUAAGCCGCUGGUGGAGUUCAUUCUUAUUCCAAAGUUUAUUCCUGAUCUUGAAAAGCAAUGGUCUCAAGAUUCCACUGACGAUAAAAAGUAUUUCGUCCUAAUUCUUCGAAUCCAUCAUUCCGUAGCCGAUGGUUAUGCAAUUCUUCGUUUGUUUGAAAAUUUGAGCAUCUCUUCUUCCUCAGAUGCCUUCGACUAUUUGAAACCCCACGAUUACACUCAACAGAGAAAUGCAAACAGUUUGUCGUUUACCAUCAAAAUAGCGAAAUAUAUUGCUCUGGGCUUUAAAAUGAUUUACCAAGUGUCAGAAUACAUGUGCAAAAGCAUGCUGUACUGCAGUGAAGGGUCUUUAUGGGAUUGGCCUGCUAAAAGGCCUACCUCGCCCAAACUUUGGAAUGCGGUCCCUGUCGCAGAACUUCCAAUGAAACGAUACCAAAAUUACAAAACCAGUUGGGGAAGACUAUUUUACCUCAGUGAAAUCAAUGAUAUUAAGAAAAUUCAUGGUGUGUCCGGAACGGCAGUCAUGUAUGCAGCAAUUUUGGGAUCAAUAAGGCAAAACAUGUUUGCAGGGAGUAAAACGAUUCCGCCCUACAUGAGUUUUGCGGUGACACUUCCACUCCCACGGAAAAGCGAUAAGCUGAGAAAUUUUACUGCGCUGAUGACAAUGUUUGUCCCUUUGGGAGAGUCCGACCCAAUUAAGCGCCUUCAUAAAAUGCAGCAACAUCUCGACAUCAUGAAGCGAUCGACUCUUCCAGUCGCGGCAACCCUGCUGACCAACGGAGUCAUGGGCCUUGUUCCUCGAGCCUUUGCCAGUUUAGUUGAUGAAACUGCAAAACUCACCGAGUCUGCAAUCUUGUCGAAUAUGGCCGGCCCAAAAAAGUUCUAUGAUUUGGCCGGCUACCCAGUUCGAGACACUUUUUGGGCUACGGGGCAAAUCAUUGAUAGAAAUUGUGUAUUCAUGAAUAUAUUUUCUGGAGGAGGAAAGGCACGAUUGGCCGUGAUGGGACAUGCAGGGCUGAUAGAAUCAGAUCAGAAGGCUCAAAACUUUAUCGAUUCGUUUUUCCAAGAGUUGGAAAUUAUGAAAACUUCUCAGCAAAGUUAAGAAGGCAGUGAAGUUUACAAAAAUUUAAUGCAAUCUACUAGUAAUGAUGCUCAUUACUGUUCAGUGUUGUCACUUUAAGCAUUUAGAAAACCUUGAAACCUGCAUUACUGACCAAUAUAUAGUCAAUUGGUGAAGGUUAUAUAUUCACUCUACACAUGUACAUAAAUUGAUAAUUUAUUCUUCACUACAACAGAAGUCCAUUAUGAUUUUGUGGUUGUGUGUUUCUGGAUGAUUGAGCAAUAUUCAUUCAUAUUCAACAUUCCAUUAAAUAUCCCUGUUAAAAAAUACUUGAUUGUACGUCGGUUGUAAGAGCCAAAUUAGAGAGAACAUGAAUGACCUCAUUCUGAGAAAAAUAUCCAGAACUUGUUUCGUCUAUUUUGGCAUUGACGUGUACUUUACUUUGUCACGAGUGACGAUUUUGAACUUUUAAUAAUUUAAUUGAGACGACAGUUAGUGAGCCAAUCAGAAAACAAUUCCUUCGAGUUGUCUUCAUAAAUAUUCUUCAUAAAUAUUUUCAUAUGACUUGUGCAUUUUGCUGCACUUAUAUUUCUCAUAUUUCUCUAAUUGUUAUACGUCAUUUGUUUCGUAAUACUUCUUGCAUAAAGACGGAAUUACUUAAUACUUAACUACACAGGCAUUUAGAAUAUUUAUAUAUUAUGUAUAUGAAAAGGUCUACAUGACUAAUCCUAAGCAGAAUGAGUCCUUCGACGACCCGGUUUGUCUAGCAAUAAUUGGAAAGGAAGGUGAAAGUCGUAAUUGUAGCGUUGUAUUUUUAAUAGUGAGUCGAAGCACAACAGAUUAUUUAUUUCUAGUGUUUCUCCGGGUACGCGAACUAUUUCCAUGCAUUGACAAUCACAUUCUGCUUUAUCACAUUCUGUCAUCUGCGACUUUGAUAUCGUCGCAUCGUUAUUAAAACUCAUACUCGCUCAAAGUCAAUGUGUCUGGCUGGAUGGUAGUGAAUUUUCGCUAUAAAACUGUCACAAAUUGGAUAUUUAGUCAUUAAACUGCCCGUUUACGAGAGAAUUUGUAUAAUUAUUUCCUUAACUUUUAUUUACCGUGUAAUUUUUGUUCAUUUACUUAGAAAUCAGUCUGUAAUUAACGCCAAGGUCUUUGUAUUUGGGGUUAGCAUCAAAAUUUUAAGAAAAGUAAACAGCAAUAAACUAUUAAAGCCGGACAGAUACGUAUUACGGCGCAGUGGGAAACCUUGAUACAUAUCUUCAGCGUCUACUAAAUAGUGCUGAUUUCAAUUUAAGUUAAAAUUUAAAAAUUGUCAUUGUUUAUUAAUUCUUUUUGUCCACGGGAAAAGAUGCAUGACUUUCAUUUGGGGACAUGGAAGCUAGUUUUUGCCUUCAGCAAAUUAAAUCUUCCUCGAACCCCAAUAUCAGUCAAAAUGUUGGGCCGCUUACCCGGUCAAGCAUGGCUUAAACGAAAUAGUAACAAAAUUGGAGGCCUAAGAGACCAAUUUUGGCGAAUCUCCUCCAUAUUCUCUAUUAUUUUUACAAUUUACAUUAUCCUAUAUCUCACCAAGCAAUUCCUCAUUUCCAAAUCAGACGACUUGUCGCUCAUGACAGUUUUCUUUUUCGUGCUUCACACCGUGAUUGGAACAGUGGCAGUGAUGGCGUUAGGAUUCACGCGGCACAGUGGCAAUUUGCACGUGAAUAUCAGAAGUUAUUAUUUCCUGCAUCAAAAAUGCAGAGGUUUGUAUAUAUUGUCUUAUAAUCUAAAUGUUCUCAUUAAAAAUAUUGAAAACCAAAUAUUUUUAGCUAUCAACCGUACAACGGCUGAACAAGAUCGGAAAUUUUUCUUCGGACUGAAAACCACUCUCAUUUUAAGCGCAAUAUUCUGUUUUUCAUUUCCUCCCAUUGGAUUCGUUUUCCCGUUCGUUACUAGUUCGAUUCCGAUAGCAAAACUGACCCAGGACACACUCGAGGCUGUUGGAAUAUCGCCAUCCUUUUUCAAUGCUGGCUGCCAAAAGUUUAUUUUCCAACUGGCAAAGGCGCUUUUAAACUUGACUAUUUUCGGAAAUUGGGGCCUAGUAUCUGUUAACAUGACGUGUUAUAUCAUUUGGUACAUUCGUUUUGCUCUGGAUUUGUUGGACAACCUGGAAAACUGGACAUUGAAAAACAUUUGUUCGAAAAAGCCAAUAGCUGGACAAUCUCAAUGCAACAAUAAACCAUCAGUAGUUGGACCCGUGAAUAAUAAUAGACGCAAAAAAGUUUGGCAUAGUUUUAAAGCGGAUGCAAAGUUACACCUUUUCUGCCGACUUUACUCUGAAGCAGCCAUUGGAAUUUCCAUUUUCAAUGAUUUUGUGAAGUGUACCUUUUCGGCCGUCUUAUUUGGGUCGUGUAGCAUGGCCAUUCUUUCUGCAUACGGAGCCAUCCGAUUUUCCAACGAGGCGCACUUCAUUCUCCAGUUCACAUUCAUCUUUGGCCUGGUUUUAAUCGUGUUUCUCACGUCUGCAGUUAUUCCGGCCGCGUGCAAAAUUAAUUACAAAUCUUCAAAUGUGCUAUAUUUCUGGGGAUGUUAUGCGAAAUCUAAAACGGCAAGUCAACAAAUUAAAUGCUUGCAACCUCUCAAGGUUAUUUUUGAACCGUUCUUUUAUGGUCAUCGGUCGACCACCUUGACCAUAACUUCCGUAUGUAUUGACAUGCUGGUGAAUAUGCUUUUGUACAAGAGCUCGUUCGAUGACUAAAGUGACGUGGUAAUGAGUACGUGCUAUGCUAUGCAUACAUGCGUAUAUCCAAUUUAAGGCUGUCUCGGGGGACUGAAAUGUGACUGUUUUUGAACACUCAUUAAUGUUUCGAUUGUUUGACAGGCAUCGCAUAUAUUGUUUACGUGUAAAUCGUUUUUGGAAAUUAUCGACAUGCUAAGCGGACAUUGUCCUUUCAAUAAAUACGUUGGUUUGGUAGAGUUUUCCGCUAUUGUCAAAUUUCCCGACGGGAAUAAAUAUUUAUCCACAUCAAGUUCGGGGACAUCUCGCAUAUCAAUUCUACAGGGUUAUAAACGAGUUUGUUUAAUCUAUAAAUAUCUCACUGGAUAAAAUAUUGUUGUAGACGAUCGUAGCUUGAUUAAAAUGAUAUGUAAAAUAUCCCAACUUUAUAAAUUACAUAGGUAUUUAAAUACGUAUAUAUUUAUAUUAUUAGAUAUUUUUAUUACUCAUGUUUGUGCGUAAAAGUAGCAACAAAUAAAUUAUAUCAACGACAUGAAUUAACCUGUAGACUACAAGUUGUAGUAAAUAAGUUAUAAUAGCGUUCCUGUUGUCUUAAGCAAAUAAAGUGGCUUUCAGCUCCUCUAAAUUGACUGUUA
Folsomia candida is the source of this 5380-nucleotide messenger RNA. RefSeq lists its product as uncharacterized. Lineage: Eukaryota; Metazoa; Arthropoda; Collembola; Entomobryomorpha; Isotomidae. Bases 419 to 2074 code for a protein of 551 amino acids. Gene Ontology annotation, cellular component: plasma membrane. Gene Ontology annotation, biological process: triglyceride biosynthetic process. The transcript has 4 exons. Gene Ontology annotation, molecular function: diacylglycerol O-acyltransferase activity; long-chain-alcohol O-fatty-acyltransferase activity. The record is from RefSeq and is a predicted model, not a curated record.